Molecule: messenger RNA, 588 nt
Organism: Stylonychia lemnae
Lineage: Eukaryota; Ciliophora; Spirotrichea; Sporadotrichida; Oxytrichidae
Source: the annotation of a GenBank genome assembly
AUGGAAAAUUUAGCUAAAACUGAAACAAAAAUUCAGUAAACAAAGCAAAAUGAUCAAUAGAGAGCUCCUAGGCAUAGAGAGAGAUCUAGAUCAAGAGAUAGAUUAACUAAGUCAAAUUCAAUAGAAAAAUAAUAUCACAGACAUAAAUCACACAAGAAAGAUAAGAAAUCAAAGCACAAAAAGAAGAAAAAUCACAGAAGAAGAUCUUACUCAAGAUCAUCUUCUUCGAGCUAUGAGAGACUUUAAAAGGGCUAUGAUAAGCAAGAAUAAAGAGACUUUGAGAAAAGAUUGGAUGAUUUAAGAUAAAAAUCAAAGUAGGAGAAGUCUUAGAAAGAGGUUUAGGAGAUUAAGUAGAGCAAUAACAUUUAUGUGCUUAACAAAGGACUAUUAGGCAGAAUGAUUAAAGAUAAUGUUCGCAUUAAUGAGCAAAUGGAUGAGACUGAUGUCAUAAAAGCAACUGAGAAACUGAAAUAGAUUAAUCCAUUUACUGAUGCAAGAGCAAAGCUCAUGAGCGAGCACAUUAAUUCAAUGAAAAACUACUAAAAGUAAAGUUAAGGCAACCACAAAGAUUAGGAGUAAUAAGAGUGA